AUGCAGUCCAAGGCGCUUGCUGCUCUUCUCCUCGUCGCUCCGGCGCUGGCCAUGCCCCAAGCUACCUCUGUGGCCUACUCAGGUAGCUCCAGUUCCUCCGACUCUUCCGACUCUUCCGAUUCCUCAGACUCCUCAGAUACCGGCUCGGGUCCUUAUGCCUCCCUCGUUUCCAACUACAUGAGCAUUAUAGAGACCGCCGUUCCCACUUCUUGGGAGUUUAUGAACUCCGCCCAAGUAGCUUCGGUCAUGAGCGCCGCCGCAGCUGGUACCUACCCGGCCUGGUACAAUGACCUGCCCGCCAGCAUUAAGGCUGUGGUUACUUCCCUCGGUGGCUUUGACGGGUUGCUCGGUGUCGAACCUUCGAUGACUGCGGCUAUGGGUUCCAGCUCUUCCGAACCUGCGUCUGAGUCUGCCAUGGCUACGACUGCUGCAAGCUCAUCUGGCCCAGUUACUACCGGUACCGAAAUUUCAACACACUCUUCCGCUACCUCGGCUGCUGCUUCCAGCUCCAAGUCGACUACCCCUACAUCGGCGCGGUCGACCGGCAGUGCGCCCAUCGCCACUGCCGGUGUCGCUAUGGGUGUUGCUGGUGCGGUUGGUUUCCUGGGCCUUGCCCUUGCCCUUUAA
Molecule: messenger RNA, 627 nt
Organism: Penicillium cinerascens
Lineage: Eukaryota; Fungi; Ascomycota; Eurotiomycetes; Eurotiales; Aspergillaceae
Exons: 1
Coding region: 1-627 (208 amino acids)
Source: RefSeq, a predicted model, not a curated record